Messenger RNA from Cantharellus anzutake, 2154 nucleotides. RefSeq lists its product as uncharacterized. The transcript has 13 exons. The coding region runs from base 1 to 2154 and encodes 717 amino acids. The record is from RefSeq and is a predicted model, not a curated record. NCBI's taxonomy places the organism in Eukaryota, Fungi, Basidiomycota, Agaricomycetes, Cantharellales, Hydnaceae.
AUGGCGCCUGCAACGAGAGUCCUUGAUUUUUAUGGGCUACCCAGUCUGUUCGUGAUCGACUGCGAGCAAGAAAACCAUGGCGUGCGUAUCCUUGCGUCGCAGGGCCUAAAGGACCAGUGUGAAUGGGAUGAGUUAAGGAGGGAAAUAAUACAGCAGCUCAAAUCGCACCAAUGUCCAACGCAGGCUCGACAACCUCACACCCUACUGCCCAGGAGCCCAGACACGCUCUAUUCUCCCAAUCCCCCCAUUGGCAACCAAACUGAAGAUCUUCCUCGAUCACACUCCAGUUCCCAAGCCUGUCUGAACGCUUCCGUGGCCAGCUGGCGGUCUGGAGUUCAGCACAUGACCAACUUCCGCAUGCCCCGCUUGCCCGCCACCAAUGGAGGAGUUACACUGCACCAUCAUACAGCAGCCACCAGUGAGGCCACCAGUACUGGUCGGCAGAGCAAAAAACGCACCAUGGGCACUGGCUCGAGUUUGACUACUGAUAAACCAAGCGUGAAAACCAGUAGCUGGACAGAACUGCUCUCAAGGAGUUGCAGCGGAGUUUGGCAGACAGUUCACUUCAAGCGCCAGUGGAACACAGAAGGUCUGCUGAAACUAACGCUGAGGUGGUAUCAACCCCAGGCUCCUUCAUCUCACGAACUCCCCUAUCUCUCUCUUUGCCGGUUCUCAGCCCACCACGUGGGAUACACACCCGUAGACGAGCUGGACAUGCAAGCAUUGCAACUGCCAUCCAUCAGCAACAGAAGCUCCACUCAACUUAGCGACGCUGAUGUUCGGGCCAUCAGUACCCUUUGGCUUAGUGAUGCAUUGAGUGCAGAUGAUAUCUCCCAAGUUCUUAGGAGUCAGUUCCACAUUAGCGAGGAAUUUUUUAGCGACUACGGCAGCAUCAAUGCCACCCAGAAUCAACCAGAAAAGCAAGAUCCUAAGGUGACAAAAGAGACAUACAACCGCCGCAUUCAGGAAUUGAAGCGGAAGUUUGAGGAAGAUGUAAAUGUGAUUGCGAACGAAUUUUCAGGUCGGCACGUCCAUCGUUCUGCUGCUCAAAUUCGAGGCCAGAUCCUCUAUACGAUGGCAGAGGACAAAAAAACCCGGAGCCCGCAUAUUAGCAAUGCAUGGGCCCACGCCACUGCAGAUGUGGGUCGCCUGGACACGGAAUCGUUCACGGACAUGCCAUACGAUACUGCUUACAUGGAUUUGUUAAGGGAUAUCAAAGUGGGGGUUGUUACCCAGGAGGAUGUGGGCGAUCCUCAGACGCCUGAGGAUGAAUACAACCACAAGUUACUGCUGGACGCAGUCUUGGUCAGUCGCCAACAUCGUACGGCCAAGAGGCACAUAAUAUCGCCUGAGCUUAGCGCCCACCGACUAGCACUUCACGCAAAGGACCAGCUUCAAAAAAUGGCUACCCGCAUUCAUGAGACGUGCGGCAUUGAGGUCCUUAUCAUGAUGACGAAGAGCUGGGUGGAGGACGUCUUCACCCCGUAUGUGUGGGCAACACCACGUGCCAAGGAGUAUUGGGUGGUUGGGGCGGCCCAAAACAUGACUUCUUGUGCCCAGGAGAUGGAAGGCUUCUGUAUAUCAAACAUUAGAGGCAUGGCCAAGGUCGCUGAAGAGACGAUCAAGGAACUACGUACUAGACUAGCUGGCCUGACAACGGAUAGGCUUCAUUUACCAGGCAGCGCAGCGAAGGACAAAUUCGUUGGAAUGAAAUGGGAAAAGGAAGGGUAUCUUCAAUUGGUAUCUGGCUUGAAGCUCAAGAUCGAUUCAUACCCGUUUGAUGAGAUAAAAGCGCCAAAGUGGCUUAGAAAGGCGGAGUUGAUGAAACUAAUCGAAGGGUGGGAGCAUGGAUCUAUCAAGUGGGUAACAGCAUCCAACGACGAAAUCAAGAGUGCCCAACAAGAACUAUCUCGACUUGCAAGGGAGAAAGUGGAUCGUACGGUGAACCGUCGACAGAGUGCUACGAACAAGGCCAACAGCAGCACGUCCACACCAGAUAUAUCUGAAACAGUACUUUUAAGCGUGGGCCAUGGCCAAUCCGGAGUGGCGCUUAACUCCUCCCCCGCACUGCCCUCAGGAAGGGCUGCCAGCACCACAAGAGGACGAAAGCGUACAGCUACUGACCUUCAAGAUGCUCCUGAGUUCAUUGAUUGA